AUGGUUCGCAAAGACCCUAUCUUCGAAGCCCGCACAAAUGUCAAGCUUCACUCCAACCGCCUCAAGAAAGAGGCCAUCCGAGCGGAAGCAACGUAUAAAUCCGAAAAAGCCAAAGCCGACAGAGCAAUGAAGAACCGCGAAUUCCAAAUCGCCCGUAUCCACGCCGGUUCCGCAGUCCGCGAAAAGCGGCGCCAAGUCACGCUGAAGUCCGAAGCCGCCCGCGCCGAUGUGAUAAUCAACGAACUCAAAGCCGCGCAGAGCACACGCGACACAUCAAGAACCUUGGCGCUGGCUUCGCGCGGUCUGGAUGCAGCGUCCAAGAGCGUGAACCUCGAGCACCUGAUUGCGCAUGCGAACAAUUUCUUGGCGCGGUCGGAGGAUUUCAAGAUUGCUAGUAGUGCGAUCGAGGAUGUUGCGCAGGGAGUGUCGAUGCAGGAGUAUGGAGCGGAGGGAGAAUCGGAGGUUGAUCGGAUGAUGGAACAGUUGGCCGAUGAUGCGGGGAUCGAGAUGCGUAGGGCUUUAGAUGCGGAGAAGGCUCCUGAAGCGGAGGUCAAAGAGCAGCAGCAGCAGCCUGCUGAAGUUGAGGAUGGGUUAGAGUCGAGACUGCGGGCUUUGAGGGCUUUGACUUAA
Penicillium odoratum is the source of this 630-nucleotide messenger RNA. Its product is annotated as putative SNF7 family protein Fti1/Did2. Bases 1 to 630 code for a protein of 209 amino acids. Gene Ontology annotation, cellular component: multivesicular body; ESCRT III complex. Gene Ontology annotation, biological process: late endosome to vacuole transport; protein transport; endosome transport via multivesicular body sorting pathway. The transcript has 2 exons. Lineage: Eukaryota; Fungi; Ascomycota; Eurotiomycetes; Eurotiales; Aspergillaceae. The record is from RefSeq and is a predicted model, not a curated record.